UGUUGCCCCGUUGGAGAAGUCCCGUGGAAGCCUAUCCAUAUCGUUGCUUUGUCUUCUGGACGUAACCCUAGUUUUUUUAGAGUCUUGGUCGGUGCAGCGUUGAGAGGUUGGACGGAGGGAGGUCACGGGGUAUGGGGCCGGUGCUUGUCUAGGAAGGUUACUCUUGGAGUUAUUGACGGAGUUAGGGUUUGUGUCUGCGUUGCUUGGAUGGUUGUGUGAGCGACUUUUUUAUAAUACUAAGCGUCGCGUUUGUCGGAGUUGCGUUAUUUGGAUUUCGCAGACAUGGCGUCUGGGAUGUUGCUGAAUCGGUUGCCGGCGCCCAAGAACGCACCGGCGCCCUCUUACGAUGCAGAGUCCGAUCCGUGGUUUAAGACGCAUUUGGAAGUGGAGAAGCCGCAGGCCGUGGCGCAUUUCACACCACCGCCGUAUGGCCGGAGAGGGGGUUUCAUGCCGCGAAGGAAAGAACAUUUUGGAGAUGGAGGAGCGUUUCCUGAGAUUCAUGUGGCGCAGUAUCCGUUGGAUAUGGGUAAGGAAACUGAGAAAGCUGAUAGUAAGAUCAUUCCCGUUAGUGUUGAUGCUGAGGGGAGUAUUGCCUUCGAUGCCGUCGUCAAGCAGGCCGAAAAUGCAAGGAAGACUGUGUUUUCGCAGCAUCGCGACCUUGUACCAAAGGUACCCACCGAGGUGGACACAGAGAAGCCUUCAGAAGAGGAAGCUGAGGCAACCACAGAGAGGACGAAGGCAGCCUUAGAGAAGAUCAUUGAAGGAAGAUUGAGUGCUGCGCAGCCAAAGAGUGUGCCAUCUCAGUCUUCAGCCCCUUCGUUUAUAAAGUACACUCCCUCUCAGCAAUCUGCGGCGUACAAUUCCGGUGCCAAUCAGCGCGUGAUCCGAAUGGUGGAGAUGCCCAAGGACCCUCUGGAACCCCCGAAGUUUAAGCACAAGAGAGUUCCAAAGGCAUCUGGUUCGCCUCCUGUUCCUGUCAUGCAUUCACCCCCUCGACCAGUCACUGUCAAGGAUCAACAAGAUUGGAAAAUUCCUCCCUGCAUAUCAAAUUGGAAGAACCCUAAGGGUUACACCAUUCCUUUAGACAAACGGCUGGCUGCCGAUGGAAGAGGACUUCAGGAGGUGCAAAUUAAUGACAACUUUGCCAAGCUUUCAGAGGCGUUGUAUGUUGCAGAGCAGAAGGCUCGAGAGGCUGUGGAAGCACGAUCCAAAAUUCAACGAGAGAUUAUGAUGAAAGAAAAAGAGAAGAAGGAGAAUGAGCUUCGUAUUUUGGCGCAGAGGGCUAGGAUGGAAAGGGCUGGAGUUGGUGCACCUCCUGCGGCUACUGGUGCUAACGCUACUGCUGUAGCAGAUAGAGGAGGUGCAGCAGCAUACGAAAGGAGGGCUGAUGAUGCAGGUGUAAGCAGGGAAGAAAUGGUAAAGGAGACUAAAGAAGAGAGACAAGAGCGGUUGGAACGUGAAGCGCUUCGUGGGGAUCGUCGCAGGGAAAGAGAGAGAGAAAGAAGACUGGAAGCCAAAGAAGGGCCUGUUGGUAAGAAGAGCAAGAUUACAAGAGACAGGGACAGAGACAUUAGUGAGAAGAUGGCUUUGGGAAUGGCCAACACAGGUGCCGGUGGUGGAGAACUCACUUACGACCAGCGUCUGUUCAACCAGGAGAAAGGCAUGGAAUCAGGGUUUGCAGCUGAUGAUACCUACAAUGUGUACGACAAAGGAUUGUUCACCUCCCAAUCUGGGCUUAGUGGGCUCUAUCGUCCUCGGAAAGAUACUGAUGCCGAAGUUUAUGGAGGUGAUGCCAAUGAGCAGUUGGACAAGGUUCUUAGCACGGAUAGAUUUAGACCUGGCAAGGGCUUUGCUGGUGCAACUGAGCGAUCUAGACCCCAGGAUCGUCCUGUAGAAUUUGAGAAAGAUGAAGUUGGAGAAGAUCCAUUUGGGCUUGACAUGUUUCUUACAGAGGUUAAGAAAGGAAAGAAAGCUAUGGACAGGGUGGGAGAAGGGGGAACCAUGCGUGCAAGUGCAGGAUCUGGUACUAAGGAUAGCUAUGCUGGUGGCUCUAGGAACCGAGUGGAUUUUGAACGUGAAGGUGGUGGUCGUCGAUGAUUGUAUCUAUCAGAGUCAUACUUCUCUAUACCUUUGACGGUGGACGUGACUAUUUCCAUCUUAGCACUCUGCUGCGUUGAGGUUACAGUUAGGUUACAGUUCACGAAACAUAGAAUAUUUUUAAGUGAUUGAAGGGUGCAUAGAAAAAGGAGUGUAGUGGAUGAAGAGGAGGAUGGGUGUACAAUUUUUUGUUUAGAGCCACGGCAGAGUUUGUAGAUCCUGUGACUCUGACCUAGGUUUUGUUAUGUUCUGUGACUCUGGCCUAUGUUUUGUUAUGAAUCUUUUUCAAACUUAUUUGCAUUUUUAUUGCAACUGUUGCGUUUUA
This is a messenger RNA of Physcomitrium patens, 2422 nucleotides long. RefSeq names its product SNW/SKI-interacting protein A. Gene Ontology annotation, cellular component: spliceosomal complex. Gene Ontology annotation, biological process: mRNA splicing, via spliceosome. Lineage: Eukaryota; Viridiplantae; Streptophyta; Bryopsida; Funariales; Funariaceae. The record is from RefSeq and is a predicted model, not a curated record.